CUUUUCUAAACAUUUAUUUUCGCGCACGGAUUCCGUAUAAAACACGAGGAUUCACGCAUACAUUUUGCAGCACACGUUUAGAUCACCUCCCCUACUAUUGUAAGUUCAGCUCUGCUCUUCUUCGGCUCUCUCCCUCUCCACAUUCCCGUCUCCAACAGCCUGACAGGAGUUUGAAAUUUCCGGGCUUGAAUUUGAAGCGGCGAUUGGCCCAGGAGGAGCUUACCUACAUGCAAAUGAAGCAACGCAACCUUGUUGUCUCCGAUCCAGAGCGUGAUGAGGAGGACGUGAGGAGGAGGACCGGGAAUACACUCAUGUUCCCCGAGCUCUAGAAAAUACACCUCCAACUCCUUUUAAUGAUAAACUCUACAAUUAAACAGGCUGGGGGUGAAAAGGGGAGCAUAAAAAGAAAACGCAGAGAAAAGACGCCUUCGUAAUUUUUACGCACCAGUCGUGUAGAAAGCAAUCACGGAAUCCACCGGGGCAGACCGAUUCAGUCAAUACUUCAAUACUGUUAUGAAGCGAGAAUGAGUAACGCAGACGACAGCGGGAGCAAGUGCUCGUCGGGGCCAAUUUCUAGCUUUACCAUCCAGUCUAUUUUAGGCACGCCGUCCGAUGAGCCGCGCUCUGGGACCAAGGAGCUCUCCAAGGGGCCGUCGCCGCCGCGGAGGCGCUCGCUGUCGGUGUCCUCCGAGGAGGAGUGCAGCGGUGGGGAGGACUCAGCGGACUGCUUCUGCUCCGACACGGGUCACGGCGAGCCGUGCGCACAGCACCAGGCGCACAACUUCUGUCUGGGUUCCGCCAAAAGUCUCCUGUCUGGGAAUGACGCGCUCUUGCGACGGCCGCACCUGUCACAGCCUCUGCUGCAGGAUUAUAAGAAGGAGCAGGAACGACCAUGCCAUCAAAUGUCACCUCUGUCCGAGGAGAGACAGACAGACGUUGCGGACAAGCAGGGCAACUCGGCCAAAAAGAAGACGCGCACGGUUUUCUCCCGGAGUCAGGUGUACCAGCUGGAGUCCACCUUCGACAUGAAGCGCUACCUGAGCAGCUCGGAGCGGGCCUGCUUAGCCUCCAGCCUGCAGCUGACGGAGACUCAGGUGAAGACGUGGUUUCAGAACAGGAGGAACAAAUGGAAAAGGCAGCUCUCUGCUGAGCUGGAGGCGGCCAACAUGGCUCACGCCUCCGCACAGACUCUAGUGGGGAUGCCGCUGGUUUUCAGAGAUAAUAACUUGCUGCGUGUCCCUGUUCCCCGUUCCAUUGCCUUCCCGACGCCUCUCUAUUACCCCGGGAGCAACCUGCCAGCGUUACCUUUAUACAACCUGUACAACAAACUCGAGUACUGAUGAACUUUUCUGUAAAUGAAGUAAAAAACUAAACAAAACAACACGUUAAAACAUUUUAAGUGUCUACAUAACCACAUAUAUUGUAUCACUUUAUUUGUUAAAAGUCUAAUGCAGCAUCUGUAAAUUUCAAGAGAAAGCAACCAAGCUUCCCUAUAUGUAUAAAAUACACCAUGUGUAUAAUUAAUAAUGACAUAUUUGUACCUUUUUAUUUUUUCCUUCUCAUUUGAUUAGAAAAUACUUCUAAUUUGACAUCCCAACUGAAAGUGGAUUUUAAAAAAGAUGCUUUUAUACUUUCUACCCUCGGCUGGUUCAACAUGUCAUAUCUUUCAUUUUAUUUGACCAAAGGAUAAAAAUAAAAUAAAAUAAAUAAAGACUUCCUUAUGGGGAAAACUAUAAAUGUUUCUAUUGUAAUCUAGACUCAGUUUCAGUCAAUAAAUUUUUGUAUUUCAGUGACAA
Molecule: messenger RNA, 1796 nt
Organism: Nothobranchius furzeri (turquoise killifish)
Lineage: Eukaryota; Metazoa; Chordata; Actinopteri; Cyprinodontiformes; Nothobranchiidae
Gene: hmx2
Product: H6 family homeobox 2
Biological process (GO): regulation of transcription by RNA polymerase II
Cellular component (GO): nucleus
Molecular function (GO): RNA polymerase II transcription regulatory region sequence-specific DNA binding; DNA-binding transcription factor activity, RNA polymerase II-specific
Source: RefSeq, a predicted model, not a curated record